Dermacentor albipictus is the source of this 10366-nucleotide messenger RNA. Its product is annotated as tigger transposable element-derived protein 6-like. Gene Ontology annotation, molecular function: DNA binding. Lineage: Eukaryota; Metazoa; Arthropoda; Arachnida; Ixodida; Ixodidae. Gene Ontology annotation, cellular component: nucleus. The record is from RefSeq and is a predicted model, not a curated record.
GCGACCAACCAAUCGAUACUGCCGCCACAAGAUGGCGACACCAUCUUUGCAAAAAAGCAGCAGUGAAACAAGCAGCACAAAAAGUAACAGCAACAGCAGCGCAACAACAACAAGUAGGAGACAAAAGACAGCAGCGGGAAUGCUAACGAUAGAUGACAAGGCGCAGGCUUGUGACCCGCUGGACAAAGGUACGUUGAAAAAGCAAGGAGCCGAUGCGUACGCGGUGCAUUCGACUGGAAUCAUCAAGAUGAUGCGAAAACGAAGUAGCGAACCUGUCGAAUUCUGUGCGGAUGCGGGCUUCGGUGGCUGCGGUAGCGGCAGCGGCGUGGUCGCUAAACGCAAGUUUACGGCCCACUUGAAGUUUGCAGACAUUGACGCUGCCAUGCUUCAGUGGGUUUUGGAGAAGACCUCCGAAAAGGUUCCGCUCUCUGACAGUGCCAUACAGGCGAAAGCCAAACAACUUGCACAGGUCCUGGGCACUACGGACUUCAAAGCGUCCAAUGGCUGGCUGUACAAGUUCAAGGAGAGGCACGGUUUCGCGCUCAAGAGCGGUUCCAAAGAGGAGGGAAGUCGCAGCACGCUUGAGGACAUGGGUGCAGGAGUCUGCGGUCUGGGGAACUAUCAUCACGCGCUUCUCGACCACGAUCCGGUCCGUGUUUACAGCUGCUGCGAAACGUCCAUACUUUACAAAAGAGCGCCAUUCGGCAACGGCUGUGAACCAAGCCCCGAAAGCUGUUCGCCGGACGAUCGUCUGACAGUGCUGCUGUGCUGCAACGCCAGUGGUACGCACAAGAUCAAACCGCUGGUUAUCAAUAGCCAGCGGGAGACUCAGGAGGUGCGUGAGAACAUGUCCAAGUUGCCUGUUACUUAUGCCUGGCAACGAUCAUCUUUUAUGACGAGCACCAUCUUCCAGCAGUGGCUCUGGGAGUUCGAGAAGCAGGUGGAACACAACUCCGUGCUAAUCCUCGAUACGUGCCCUGCUCAUGUGAGCGUCCAGUCAGACCGCGUCAAACUGUUGUACGUGCAGUCCAAUAUGCGCGAGCUGCAGCCUCUGUACGGAGGCGUCCUGAAUGUUUUCAAAUGCAAGUACAGGGCUGACCUGGUGGUUCACUAUCUCAAUUUCCCCGACCUGAGCAAUCGUAUCUCCAUUCUGGAUGCCCUGCUCUUGCUGGGUGAAGCCUGGAGCCACGUUCCGCGCGAGACCAUCGUCAAUUGCUGGGUGCGUUCGCAGCUGCUGCCAGUUCGCAUGUGUGCUGGUCGCUCGCAGAAUGGCGAUAGUGACCCCAUGGAUCAGCUGUGCUCAUCACUUAUGAAAGUGCGCCCCGACAUUACGCGUAAGGACGUUGAAGACUACCUGCACUGCGAUGACUCAUGCUCCACAACAUACAGUUUCAGCGAGGAGGCCAUCGAAUGCGCAAAGCCAGGCAUCACCGAGGCACCUCCCCACUCACAGUAUCAGCAUGGUGGCUGUCCUACCAACCUACGUCCUGGUGAAAUACUGGGUAUGCUUGACAAAAUGGAGCAUUUCUUCACCCACCAGGCACUGACCAGUACUACUGACUUGCUGGCCAUUCACAGCCUUCGAAGUAAAACUAUACAGAUAGCCAGCAAUGACUUUCAGACUGAGUGAUUCACUGUCUUCCUUCCUUUAUGGUAUAGCCAACUUGUUUUUCAAUAAGGUAGCUGAAAUUCAAUAGAAUAGACUGUGCAAAUAUGCCAGGUCCCCUUGGCACUUAGCAUUUCUCAAUACCCCACUGAAAGUCACCUGUACUUGCUGAUGCAUGCAGGUGGCACUUAGCAUUAAUUUUGCAGAUGGCUUACAUGUGGCUUCACACAAACCAUACUGGAACACCAUGUGGCAUCACUACUAGGCUGGAUAUAAUGUGUUGCUUGUGAUGCCCAUCGUCUUCCAACAUGGCAGCUGUGACGUCAGUGCAAAUGAUUGUCACUCCUGUUGGCAAGCAGGCACCCUGUUCCAACCAUAGAGCCGGUGUUCGUCGUAGUCGGGGCAGUGUCAAUACCUGAUUUAUAUUGCAUAGUAAAUAUGCAACUAUACAUUAUCUAGACCUCAUGAUGAGCUUGUUCCUUCAAGGGACACCAAAACCAUUGAAAACUGCACUAAAAUGACACAAUCGCAUAUUAACUCCAUCCACCUGUAAAAUGAUGUCAAAGCAAAAAUGUUCUGAGCAACUGAAAGAAGGAAGCAGUAGUGUCAUGAUUUGAUAUUUCUGUUAUUUCUGUAAGUGAACAUUUAAUGUGUCUGCUUUUCGAGUGGUCAUGUCUUGGCAGGUAAGACCACGGAGGCUAUGCAAUGCAUGAAGAAAGAAAGGAAAGCUGUCAUGAAAUUGCACUAUAAUGCUUUAAGAACUUCAAGGGGUACAGGCACUAAUGUUUUUCUAUGCCUCAUUCCAGUCUUGCAUGUUUGGUGCACUUGGUCACCUAAUCUAAAAAAGUCCAUCUGCCAACAGUGCAAGCACUUGCUGUAGCCACAUACUUCUAGCAAGCCUACCGCUAAGAGUAAUUCACUACUGUUUGUUCAACUAUUAAUUUUUCUGGUAUGGCCUUUUGUAUGGGCAAAUAUAGUGGUGGUGCCUUAGCCAUAGCUUCCUCUGCAUUUCGUGCACUCGUGGUUUCCAAGCUAAGUAAUCUUGAUGGUUUCAUGGCUGCCAUGUACAGCAUCUGUUCUGCUUGUACCAGCAGCUAGCUCACCAAAUGUUGUGAAUAAGUUAUAUGCGUUUUACACUUGCUACCAUGAGCACUUUGGUGGCACCAAGUAAACAAAGCCGCAGUUUUAUUGAACAAAUUGGCAUCGGGCUCCCAAGUAUUGUGUUCCUACUCAAUACGAUGUUACCCCAUUAUGCUCCUGCAUCUUGUGUUUUCUUUUGAGGAGGGCACUGACCUAAAUUAAGAAGCAGACACAGUUUACUACACAAAUGCGUAGGAAGUUUUGAUGGGUCAGAGGGUACACAUGUACAAGCUUCUCAGUGGUAUGCUGGCUUCUGGUAUCCUGACAUUGCCAUCAAGGAUGAUGAUAACCAACAUAGCGCUCAAAGCAUAGAAAGCCUCGGAGCACAUGACUGUCAGCUUUGAUAAUGGAGACGAUGGAUACAAGAUAUCUUCAACACUGAAUCGUAUAAUUUUUUUUUAACAGCGUAGAACGAGUUUUAUGAACUAAACCAUUUGCAGAGUAAAAGUGCACUGCAUUAACUCAUUUUGAUGGUUACCUUGCUGUUACGUUUUCUUGUCCAUUACUUCUUUUCCAUGGUCAACUGAAGCACAUAGCGUGUUUCUCUUUUACUAAAAUCACUGGAGGCAAUGGCUCCAUCUUGAAUAGCCUUGUUGGAGUCUGCAGAGUUGCAUAAAGAAAUGGUGUUAAAUUACUUUUCUUUUUCACACGUGAUUGUAGAUUAAAAAAGUUGCCACAAGAUGAACUCCUUUCCCCCCCCCCCCCCCCAAGGAUGAAGGCCUAGCUGGUGCCUGUACCCCUCAGUAUGUUAGCUCCAGGUAUUUUACUGCAACCAUUGUAGGGAAGUGUACUGUAUGAGUGGAUAAUGCAGUAGGCAGUCAUUUAGCAUGCCGAAGCUACAUACACAUUGUACCGAGCAUGCUCUUAAAAAGCAUGCACCAGUCACUUACUCAUUUGAAUGCUAAUCUCAGUACCCUGAAUCCUUUUUCCAAAUUUUGACUUGUUACUCUUGUCUUUGCUGCCCCUCUUAUUUCACUGAUCCUUAACAUCAUUCCAAAUGUUGAGUAUUGUAUUUAGGAAGUAGAAAAGCAACUGUUCAAGGCAUUUGCACAUCAUUUUCUUUUAAUAUUUUUUAAUGAGCAUUUCAGCCAGGUAUCAAUGCCAGGACCAUGCCACUAAGUAUUAUUUUUGUAGUCCCUGUUUUAAGUUCCUAUUGUUUACACCACUGAGUUGUCACUCCUAUAAGCAUAUGUAUUUUACAUUCACAUUGUCUAUUCCCUUCCAUGUCCAUUUUGUAUUUGUUCCUAUGUAUGUUUGAAAAAUGACUAUUGUGCACACUUGUGCUUUUGUGGCAUUAUACAACGUUCCUCAUUUUACUGUCGUUUUUGCGCAAUCAUGUUCUUCAUUGUACUGAUGAGCAUUCAUUUUGUUAUACCACUUUUUUUCAUGUGUGAAUUAUUAUUUUACGUGUUUAAAAUUACUUUCACUGUGUAAUCCAGGGCAAACAUGGGAAAGUGGGAGGGGGAAAUUGAAGACGACAAGCAGAACAAGAACAAGGUGACAGCGGGAGCCAACAUUUCAAUGAGUGGACUUGUCAAAACAUUGGCUCCCAGUUUCACUCUGUUCUUGUUUCAUUGUGUAAAGCAUACAACCCUGUACACAAGGAUGCAUGUUGCAGAUUGCAAGACUGCUUAAUGAUAGUGCAGCGAGAUGCUAUGAUUGCUUCAUUGCAUGUUUGCGAGAUAUACACAAAUGGCAGGCACAAUGUAACGAAGCGUAUUGCUUGGAAACUGUAUAUAAUAUAAUGAAUGACCUAAAUAACAAAUCUAUGCAGGAACACAGACAACAUUGUAGCAUUACCAGGCACCAAUGCAUAACAGAGAAGUCAAGCAAAAGUGUCAUGCCAGUAGCAUCUUAUGUGCUUGCAGUUUUUAAUACAGAAUUUACAGCAUUUAGAAAGUAGUUAUCUAUGCAGUUUUAUGUGUUGUUUUUACCCAUACAAAUUUACAUGAUCUGUGGGUACAACCUGCUAUGCUGAGCUACACUGAACAUCGAAAGAAACAUUGAACCUGUUUAAUGCUCUUGCAUCGUGCAACAACACAUGCUAGUAUUUAGAGUAGCUUUUUGCAGCAGGCACACCUAGUGCCUCUAAAGGACUGUCCAGAAUCGUGACUUGCACAUAUCAUCGUAUCAAUGACAAGGUUUACCCCAUUUCUUUUUGCAGGAACAUAUCACAAAUAUGACUAAAUUUGAGCUCAGUGUGCUUACAUGUAUCAAAGAAUGCUUGUUGCAUCUAUUCUACUAAUCGCCCUCCUGCAUUUUAAUUCAUGUGUUGACUCAUACUGUACUUGAAGUCAUAUGCAGAAGUCAGUUCCAUUUGUUUUGUACAAUGUGAAAAUUUUCUAGCUAUGUGCUGGAUCACCCGUUGAACAGGCACCAGCUAGGGUGCAGAUGCUGCUUUGUGUGCUGUGCUAAUCAGCACACUGCUAUUUUGUGCACAAUCUACAAGCGUGAAAUUACGUGAACAGGAUGUUUUGCUUUCUUUAGCAGUCACGUAUGCAUUCACAGGCCAUCUUUCUCAUGUUGCACUUUUGUGUUACAUACUUGUAGUGUUUCAAAUGCACCAAAAAUUUUACUAUUAUUCACUUGGAGGUCACAGAAGGUUUUUCAUACAUGUCAUAGCUGUCACAAUUUUUUUACACUCUUGUCAUCCAUGGUUAUUGUGCCUGAGCAUUGAUUUUGAAGCAGGAAUAUUUUCCUGUAGAAGAUUUUUUUGUGCAAAUGAUUGUACAUUAUGCAUUGUGUUUGGUGUAUGGAUAGGAAAAGCCAAGUCACAUGUUUUGUUUCUUUAUGUGAGCAUUUUUUCAUUUUGAAUCCGCUCAUUGUUACCUGGUCGCUGCUACCAAAGAAGUGGUUACACACUACCGGGGCACGAAUGGGCAUACCUUUAACUUUACACUAAACCUUUUUAACACAUGUUGUAUUCAUGCGUAUUUUGCAUUGUUGACUUAGCACAUCACUAUAAACAUUGCAAAAUUUAGUUUGUUGCGAGACAUGUUCAAUGCAAACUUAUGCCGUGCUGUUUGUACAAAAAAUAUGUGGCUACAUAACAUGCCAAGCAUGUAUUUACAGAUACAGAGCCAAAUCAAAACCUUGUCUGAACGUUAUAGAUGUGCAGACCUUAUGCUUUCCUAUUGAGUUUGCUUUUGGUGUGUAGUAGAGCCAAACAUUGUUGUCAGGUGCAAUGGGAGAGAAUGCUUUGUGGGGUAUGGAUAAUCCCUCUGCUCCAAGUUUUCUUUUGCACAAUUUGCUUCGCAACACUCUUCGUAGCUCAGAAAGCACAGGAGCACCAGAUGUUAAAUUUGCCUCCAUCAGUAUUGGACAAUAUAAAAUUUUCUGAAUGCGGAAUUCGAGCCGCAUUCUUAAGCUGUUGAGCUGUUAUUUGGUGAUAGACAUUUAGCUUUAUUACGUUUUCAUUGUGCACUGCACUCGUAAGAGCCAGUAAAAUAUAUUUUUGAACAGAAACAUGAAGCUAAACGUCAGACCGGACAGUGAUGUGCACGCAGUUGCAUGCCAGUAAUAUCACUAACGUAAUAAACAUUGCCUGUAUUUUGGAGGACUACAGUUAGAAGGCUAUUUUUACCAUCCAAAUGUACCCAACAUGUAAUAAUAUCCACCUUUAUUUAACAUGCACCCAACACGUGAAGAAAUAAAGGUAUGUUUAGUCGAGAUAUCUUUCAUACUGCAAAUCUUGAGUUCAGUAUCUCGACAGGUGAUGUGACAGGAACGAAUUUUACUCUCACCACCUUUGUAAUCGAACAAAUGCAUCACAUUUUACCCUCGAUAAAGUAGCAUGUAUGUUAACAUGUGAAAGUUGGUGUACAUUCCAAAAGAUGCACUCCCAGCCAUACUGACACCUAGCUGCUUCUGAACUUGAAACAAGUUGUAUAAAUGUUGUUGAGAAGCAGUCCCAGCUUCCUGCCUUUUCUUUCCUUUUUUUUUUUUUGCUUUGGCCUUCUUGUCAUACCCCCAGUAGCUGCUCAUUUGCGCAGCACAACAAAGAUGAAUCAAAGUUCUGAGCUUUGGAUAAAAACCUCUGGCCUUAGCACGAUAAGCAAACGGUUUGCCAGUAGAGUUGCUGUGAAUUAUAGAGUGCUUGUGAGUCCUGAUGCAGCUAUACUGUAAUGCUGUGCUUGCAGAAAGUAAUGAGUAAGUAAUGGCUUUAGAAAGCUUGUACUUUGAUGUGGUAGGUGAGAGUGGUUUGUUAGAAGUCGACAUAACUUGUAACUGUAGAAGGACAUUUAGCAGCUGGAAAAUGUGUGCCAAAUUGUUUCGUGGCGUUUGGGUACAACUUACCAUUCCUAGCCAUGCAUAUUUUAUGCAGAUUGUACUGUACAUAGCAGUCAUUGCCUACCGUAGUUUGUGAAGCUUAUAUAAUUCUAUGCAUAGCCAAGGUCUCUGUCACACAUUUUGUUUGCCUUGUGCAUCUUUUACUGGCCCGCUUGUCGGGAACCUCGUACGAGCAGUCAUACAGUCUGCCCUUGUCCUCUGUUCCGGUCUGCAUUGUUGUGCUUCUUCUGCACUAUAACAGAAAUGCUUUAAUCAAGUGUGUUCACCGCAUGCAGUACUUUGUCCUAUGUGCAUUUUAUUUUGAUGUGUCUUUAGCUGAUAAUAUUGAUGCUGGCUUAAGCAAAAACGAAAAAAAACCCUUUGCUUAACCCUACAAAGCCCUACAUAUCAUUGUUGAUAUGCCAAGAUUGAUACCUCAAUAUUCUGAUUUAUGCGAGCGAAAUUUAUUGCAAAGCCCAUAAUUGCAUUUUUAAUAUGGUGGAGCAAGGUCCUAGUUGGGGAAAUCUCAUCAAACUAUAUACAAGAAAUUAUUCUAAUUCUUAACUGAAAUACUUCUUUUUCUCUUUUUCUUUUUUACAAAUGCACUCAUGGUCAGAAAUGCAAAUGAACAAGUUCUAAUUUUCUUUAGUGUAGAAUGGUGUUUGGCUUUUCUGGGGUUAAGCUAUUCGAACUCCUCUGCUUUGCAAGUCAGCAAAAUGUGUCAGUGAAAUAUGGUUACAAAACAAUACUGCUUAUAUAUAAAAUGAGCUUCAAUAACUUUUAAUUGUUGUUUGAAAUGGCAAGAAGUGAGCCGCCAAUCAAAUCUUUUGAGCAAUUUUUUUACUGAUAUUUAUUUGCUACAGCUAGUUUUGGUAGUUGCUGUCAUCCAGGCAGCCUUGUAUGAAAAACAAAGUGCUAGUUCUUGUCAGUAGCUGUUGAGCUUGAGUGAUAGACUGGUAGCUACAUUGAACCCACGAAGGCCUGCCUUUUGAUGCUGGGCAUCAACACAACAUAUGCAAUUUAAUACUUUUUAAUAAAAGCCAUUUCAUGCAACAGCUGUAUGCAAACAGAACAGAAGGAGCUGCUGCUUUGUUUGUGUUGUUGCGACAGCAGCUUGGUAAACAAGUUGGCGUUCACACAUUCAAAGUGUUGGAGUGUCGGAGACUUUGUAUGCUAAGCAAUACAUCUUUACCACUGCUGAAUGCAUGAAGGCUUCAUGCAAAUGCAACAAUUCAUUAUGCUUAUUCAUACCUCUGUUCAAAAUUAAAUGAAAUAUCUCCUUACUUCUUCUUCUUCUUUUUUUUUUAAUCUACCCUCCUGGAACACGUACAGGGCAAUACACUCUUGGGAGGAACAUUUCAUGGUAUUCAGUCACAUAUAAAGUUGGGAUUUCUUUCAUGUUAUGACAGAUAAAGUCACCAGUAUGAGGUCUUCAGUUAUUAUCUACUAAUAAAAGAUUAGUAAGCACUUAGUCAUGUCAAAUUUACGCUUUUGUGGACACUUGAAUGUUUUUAUAAGGCAUAUUCAAUAAUGUCCCUUUACUGCUUGGAAAAUAAUUUUGUAAUAAUUUACUUGCACGGAAUAUACCCCAUUGUUUCUGGCUUUGUGGCAUUAUUAAGGCGCUUUUUAAAGAAAAACGUGAAAAUUUUUGUGGAUAAUGCUUUAUCAAUGUAUUUGUACCCUCUGUUCUACAGGCAUCUUUUGCAUCUUAAUAUUACUCUUGCAACGUAGUGCUUAUUCUUGCUGAUAAACAUUUCUUUAUGAUAUUACUGUGAUUAUUGGUCUACAAAUCUGUUUCUGCAGAAGAGUUCUAAGCUAGGCUAGUUGGUUCAUGAUGUACAUAGUGAAUAGUGUAAGUGACGGGACUAAUGAUAGUGACGAGUGUGGGAAAUAUGCCAUGUUUCAAAUUUUUUCUCCAAGUUGGUAGAAGUGUAAUUUAAAACUGGGAUUAGCACAGUGCUCUUGUACUUCUGCUUAAGAAAAGAUUAGCAGAAGCCAGAUACAAGAGUUCUUGAAAGCUGCAUGCAUGCUUCAAAAAAGCACAGAUCCCAUUCAAGACCUUGCCUGCUCAACUAGGCACACAGCCUCGGCUAGGAAGCUUGCACAGCCACCAAAGAGCUGCAAGAAUUAUGCGAUAGCAGUUCACCGAUAUGCUCCUUGCUAUCGAGUUUUCUUGGCUGCACCGUCACUAGCAAAGCCUAGCUGUUCAUGAAAUAGUGAACGAAUUGUAUUACCACUGUAUUGGUCAUAGUAAAACAUUUAGUGGCCUUGAACAUAUAAAUCUUCAAUGAUACGAGCCGUACCAUGACUCGUUCAAUUUUGACAACAUAUGAAUAUUCCUCUGCUAGCUUUUUUUUCUUGUUUUCUUGCUUUCCUUGCACUAUUUAUUACCUGUAAGGUGGUUCAUGUUUAUCACUAUGCAGCACCAACUGUACAUGAAGAAAACUUAGCAUCACGAUGUAGCAAAGGUAAAUGGCUCCUUCUCAAGUACAGGCACCUUUGUACCCCGUUUUACUAUGGUUCAGCUGAAGGCAAAAAGGGAGGUUCAGUAACCGCAGUGUUAGCUGGUGCCUGUGCCAUGGCCGCUGGAUUAAAGAAAUAAAGGGGGACAGCCGUAGUUGCAUUUUCGGCCGCUUGGUUGGGCCGAAUGGCACUAGUUGCAGGGGGUAGGAUGUGUCAGGCGACGGCAUUCCAAGUGUGUUUUUGAUGCAUUUUAUAUGCUGAUCCCAGACAAACAGUCCCAGCUGGUGGUGCCACGGCAAAGGACACCGUUUUCUAUGCAUGCGACAGGCCGCACUUUUUUUUCUUAAUCUAGCGGCUGUGCCUCUGCACUCCCUCCUAGUGCAUGCUUUGCUGGGGGCACUAGCUGAAGCAUCGGCAAGCAUUCAUGCUUCUUUUUUCAGAACCCCAGCUGUGACCAAACAUACUUCAAAACCUUGAGUUUCCAGAAGUGCAAGUUUCCUAGUGCACUCCUAAUUAAAGCAUCAUCUGUCCACUUGUGUGCUUAGCUCGUGUUGUGCUUUUUGUUUUCAUAUUUGCAUGUGAGAAACUUGCACUUUCUUAUUAGGCAAGGAAAAGCUCACCCAUUUUGAUAUAAUUAUAUAAGUGGCUAAGGGAUUAUUAAUGUGUUCACAACAUACUCGUAACAGAUACAAGUGAAGGGAAAGCAUCCUAUGGUCAUGUGUGUAUCUUUAAAUGAAACAUAUUUUUGUUUUAUUCUUUUUAUGUAGCAAACGUUGGCAUCAAUCCUACUUACUUGUGCUGUUGUAUGCAAUAUUGUUGGCUUGCUGCUACUUCUUUGUAAUUGGUGCGUAUUAUGUCCAAUGACAAAAAUAAAGGCACUGAAAGACA